Messenger RNA from Poecilia latipinna (sailfin molly), 3298 nucleotides. RefSeq names its product membrane-associated ring finger (C3HC4) 1 (gene marchf1). Lineage: Eukaryota; Metazoa; Chordata; Actinopteri; Cyprinodontiformes; Poeciliidae. The coding region runs from base 542 to 2236 and encodes 564 amino acids. The record is from RefSeq and is a predicted model, not a curated record. Gene Ontology annotation, molecular function: zinc ion binding. The transcript has 8 exons.
AGAGAGACUGCUGUCCAUGUGAACAAGCUGUGUAAGCUUAUUAGCUCCACCACUGGUCAGAGGAGCAGAUUGGGGUUAGUCUAAGCCUUAAUCCUCGUGAACCUUAUGCCUGUUAUACAGGAAGCACGACAGAGUCCUUAGCCCCGCCUCCUCCUCACGGCCACAGACUGCUCACAAACGCGCGCGUCACAACAACACACGCCGUCCCUGCUGUCUUGUUUACCACUUUACUGGAAGUGGAGGGGGUUGUGGAGGAAGGGGAGCGAACGGCACGCACUGUUGAGUAGUUCCCCAGUCGCCAUGACGACCUCACACUCCACCAUCCUCAGAACUGUCUCCUUGUUGCCUCGGUGACCUGAUCCCGUUUUGUCUCCAUCCCUCCGAUGAUCCGGAUUGGGCCGAUAAGGGUGCGCAAUCCAGCAGCCGGCGUCUGGUCUUCUCCAAGCAGCAGCCUCCGGUCCAGGAGCGGGGAGGCGAUCCGUGAUGGGAAUGCUGGGAGCGCUGUGGGAGUAGCACCGGAACGUUGCCUGGAAACAGCAGCAUGCCAGUACAGCAGAUAACUGUGGUCCCGGCAAGAGAGACAGCCGGCAACGGAAAGAGUGCCCCUCGCUCCAAAGAAAAGAACGAGGGAAGGAAAGCUCCUGGGCGCUCUGGCAGUCGGUCCAGCAACAUUUCCAAGGUCAGCAACACAGCUUCAAGAGCAUCAACAACCCCGUCUGCUCAGGACAUCUGCAGCUCUGGCCAGCCGACCCGCUUAGAUGAUAUUUCUGAGUCCCGCAAACCGAGCAAGCACAAACCCAGUCCCUCUGCCAUGACGGUCACCAGCACAGCCCUGAGCUCGUCGGCCCAGGCCCAGAAGAAGAAGAGACGGCACCGCCGCAAGAGGAGCAGCUGCUCCACCUUCGACUGCGUGGACCUGAGCGGCAAACAGGAGCAGAGCGACCGCAGCUCCAACCGCAGCGAGCUGGGCGAGAAGCGGGAGCAUUCCAUCAGAAACCGAAAGGAGCUUCCUCCCCGCCUCAGGCGCUCCGGCGUGCCGCAGUCCGACUCCUCCACCGAGGAUGAGGCUUGGCGGGAAACCCGCAGCUGGAGCAAAGAGAAAGCCCGACGAGCACGGCGCCGCAGCGUCAGCAGCCGGGAGAAGGACGCCGCAGGCGGCCGCGGAGCGGGACAGGACAAGGGGGAAGCCAUGGAGCUGCAGUCGGUGAACUCGGACGAAGAGAAGGAGAACCAGCCCCUGGUGGAGGACAGCGGCGGUCUCAAGAAGCGACACAGCACCAGGGGCUCGGCGAAGAGCCCCGUCUCCCAGAAUCGAAGGUCCCGAAGCAGAGAGGGGGAGAAGAAGAGCCGCCGGUCCCGGAGCUCCAGAGACAGCUCCUCGCUGGCAGAGGACGGCGAGCAACUGAUCACCAAGAGAUACCAGGAGAGGGGGUCAGGAGACGGGGACAUGUCGGUGCCCAUCCCCCAGAACCACUGCGGGGCCGGGGAGGGUCACGGGGGCGCAGCCGGACCCGGUUCAGACGACUCUGAGCUGGAGGUCUGCAGGAUCUGCCACUGCGAGGGAGAUGAGGACUGUCCGCUGAUCACGCCCUGCCGCUGCACCGGCAGCCUGAGCUUCGUUCACCAGGGCUGCCUCAACCAGUGGAUCAAGUCGUCUGACACGCGCUGCUGUGAGCUCUGCAAGUUCGACUUCAUCAUGGAAACCAAGCUCAAACCUCUGAGCAAGUGGGAGAAGCUGCACAUGACGAAGAGUGAGAGGAGGAAGAUCUUCUGUUCGGUUUUGUUUCACCUCAUAGCUAUAGUGUGUAUGUUGUGGUCUGUCUACAUUCUGGUCAAGAGAACCACAGACGAGAUCCGACUGGGGAAGAACGACGAGUUACGGAGAGUUUCUCUUCUCAAGUACUAUUCAGCUCAGGGUGUGCUGGAGUGGCCCUUCUGGACCAAGCUGAUAGUGGUGGCCAUCGGCUUCACGGGCGGCCUCAUCUUCAUGUACAUCCAGUGCAAAGUCUACCUGCAGCUGUGGCGCCGCCUCAAGGCCUUCAACCGCAUCAUCACGGUGCAGAACUGCCCGGAGAAGAACCUGCACCACCCUCCUCAGGCCCGGCCCGGCGCCAUGUCCAACGGGAAGCACGAAGCUGUGGAAGUUUCCGUCGCUCCGGCUCUGGCUCCGGCUCAGGACAUGGACUCGGACUUGUUCGUGGAGGCUGCGGUGGCGCCGGACCCAAAUCCCGUCUGACCGCUCCUCCUGCGUGCCGGACCACGCUCUGCUCUGUUCAGAGAGCAAGGCGUGAUUCAAGACUCAGGUGGUACUUUCUGCUCAGCUGCAGAGAUAGCUGGUCUUUGAGAUGCAGCAGAUGAGUCUAAAUACUGAUCCCAUCCAGUACAGCUGGCAUGACGUGGAGGGACAAAACGCAAGAGACCGGUAAGAAAAGAGAGACAAUAAGAAGGGGACUGAAGAGGAAAGACGUGGUUUAAUGGCUUACUGAUGCCAUGUUAUAGUAUGCACUUUCUAAACCUGCACUGAUAGAAAUGGUGUAGUUGAAAACUCCUGAGGAUGGGUUCAACCAGAGGUCUCAGUGUGCUUCAAAUACACCUAGCAAACUGAAAACUGAGUUCAAAUAUAAAGCUUCACACAUCCCACAUAUACCAGACAAUAUAUAACACCAUAGACACAUGAUCAAUAUCAAUGGAUAAUGCAACUGUUAGGAAAUUCAAUAUUGAGAAUAUUCACUGAACUGCACUGCAUUCUGGAAGAUGCAGGCAAAGGUUUAGCCGCUCAAGGCUAGCAAAGCAAAGUUGCUGGCAUCAGGUGGCCAGGCAACAACCAGCACCUCGUUCUACACUGUUUGCUUCGUACAGAGAGCCUAGAUUCUCAGCUGUUGAGAAACAAUUGCUUCCUGGAGGCAUGGACUCAGGUGAAGUUUUAAACUGAAAAUUGUCUGCACUAUAAACAAUCGUCCUCCACUGCAAAGAGAGAAGUGCUGAGCUAAACAAGAUGGCUGUUAAUGGUAAUUCAAUAUUUGGAAGAGAGACCAAAACACACUGUGAUCGACUUCGUUCACUUCCAACGAUGCCAUUGGUAAAAUUGUGCAGAAAAUCAACGUCAUCAUUGUCGACUCCUUCUGUUUCUGAUUGGCCUGGUGGAAAAUCUACUGGAGGAAAUUCAGUGUUGGGAGAAAGCUCAGACUGAAGGCUAGUGGCGUCAACUGACUCACUCGCUCAUUGGUUACCGAGCAACAACCUGUUCAGUAACUUGAGCAGCAGCAGUGUCAGGUUUUGCCACAGUGCCUAAUAAAUU